CUUCACUUCUUAAAGAAUCAUGAAUGUAACCCCCACUCCCACUACCUGCGCACCUGCAUACACAGGUCAUGGCUCAGAUCAUGGGCGCUGUAGCGGCGCUGAUGCGGGUGCAGUUCGUGAGCGGCACACACGCCAUCGCCUCGGCGCUGUACUCCGUGCUGCGGCCGGGAGACGAGUGGCGGGGCACUGCCAGCGGCGCGUCCCGUCAUUACAGCCCACCCUUUAUCCUCGGCCUCGCUGCACGGCCUCGAGGGCGAGGGCCGGUGUGGGUUGCCACCAGUGCUUCAUGGGCACGCAGCGUUGCAUAGGGGGUCGCGCAUUAGCGCUGUGACGUUGCGGGGGGUCUGCAAGGCUGAUAGCUGAUAACUGGAUGGGGCAUGCCGCGGCCCAUGUCCCAGCUUGACCAUUCGGAGCUUAAACAGCGCUGGCACCGUGCAUGAAUGGGCCUUGCAUGCGCAUGUUCGUGGACCUGAGGGAUGGCAUGGACAUAAGGGAUGUGGGCGGCCCUGGUUUUUGACACACUGGAGUCAGGAGGCACAUGAGAAAUGAAUAAAGACAAGUGCAACCCGGUCUCACCGGGGCGUGCCCAUUCACGCGGCACCGUCCAAAGCCCAAACCAUCCUAAAUGCCUUUACAGGGCAUACUGUAUGUUAUGAAUAAGUGGAAGUGGCGACCUGCCUGCUCGCCGAGGGCAGUGGGCGGAAUUUUGGACUAGGAAUCUGAGACGACAGGCGUGUGUGGGGGGGGAGGGGGAGAUCGGUAAGGUCAGAAUCUAGUCGGACUUUUCCCCCGACCAGUUUUGUGGGGUUGAAGUGACUGCAACUUUGGACGGUGCGCGCAGCGCAGGUGAGACCGGGUUGGACGAGAUCAUCUAGACAAGACGGGUCAUCUACGCUACGUAGACGCCGCGGCGGGCCUGAAGGCAUCUUCAUGGUAGGGGCAUUGGCAGAAUUCACAUAGUUAUCAGUACUACCAUACUAUUGAAUGGAGGGCAGAGGACGGCGCCCUGUAAGUGCAGUAGGUUGAUCGGUCGAUCCAUGCACGCGCCCGGAAGCGCGACAGUACCAGCACCAGUGGAGGCGCGGGCCGCCAUAGCAACCGCCACGUACACCACGGUCGCUUGAUCAUCUCCAAGCGCACGGGUCAGCGUCGUGGCCGGGUCCGGGUCGGGGUCAGGGUCCAGAUCGUCAGAGGAGCUGAAGUUAGAAGUGAGGUGAUAGUAGAAUUGAAGCGCGUUGGUUGUCGGUUACAGUAGGCU
Molecule: messenger RNA, 1258 nt
Organism: Chlamydomonas reinhardtii
Lineage: Eukaryota; Viridiplantae; Chlorophyta; Chlorophyceae; Chlamydomonadales; Chlamydomonadaceae
Exons: 2
Coding region: 81-308 (75 amino acids)
Source: RefSeq, a predicted model, not a curated record